Messenger RNA from Balearica regulorum gibbericeps (East African grey crowned-crane), 1345 nucleotides. The record is from RefSeq and is a predicted model, not a curated record. Lineage: Eukaryota; Metazoa; Chordata; Aves; Gruiformes; Gruidae.
GGGAAAGAAGGGAAAUCUGAGUAUUUAUCCUCAACCUGAAUACACGCUUCCCCUUCAGGUUGGCGACGUCACGAACAAGAAGCCUCAGCGCCUGGUGACUCAGUUCCACUUCACCAGCUGGCCCGACUUCGGGGUCCCCUUCACCCCCAUCGGGAUGCUGAAGUUCUUGAAGAAGGUGAAGACGUGUAAUCCCCAAUACGCAGGAGCAAUAGUAGUGCACUGCAGCGCCGGGGUAGGACGCACGGGCACUUUUAUCGUCAUCGAUGCCAUGCUGGACAUGAUGCACGCGGAGAGGAAGGUGGACGUUUACGGCUUCGUGAGCCGGAUCCGGGCUCAGCGCUGCCAGAUGGUACAGACGGAUAUGCAGUAUGUGUUUAUAUACCAAGCGCUUCUGGAGCACUAUCUCUACGGUGACACGGAGCUGGAGGUGACCUCAUUAGAGAUCCACCUCCAGAAGAUCUACAACAAAGUGCCAGGGACCAGCAGCAAUGGGCUGGAAGAGGAGUUCAAGAAGCUCACUUCAAUCAAAAUUCAGAACGACAAGAUGAGAACGGGCAACUUGCCGGCAAACAUGAAGAAGAACAGGGUGCUUCAGAUAAUUCCAUAUGAGUUCAACCGAGUAAUCAUUCCGGUGAAGAGAGGUGAAGAGAACACAGACUACGUAAACGCUUCCUUCAUUGACGGUUAUCGCCAGAAGGACUCCUAUAUCGCCAGCCAAGGACCGCUGCAGCACACGAUAGAGGACUUCUGGAGGAUGAUCUGGGAGUGGAAAUCCUGCUCCAUAGUGAUGCUGACGGAGCUGGAGGAGAGAGGCCAGGAGAAGUGUGCCCAGUACUGGCCGUCUGACGGCUCCGUGUCCUAUGGAGACAUCACCGUGGAGCUGAAAAAAGAGGAGGAGUGCGAGAGCUAUACGGUGCGGGACCUGCUGGUAACGAACACCAGGGAAAACAAGAGCCGACAGAUUCGGCAGUUUCAUUUCCACGGCUGGCCAGAAGUUGGGAUUCCCGGGGAUGGGAAGGGAAUGAUCAACAUCAUCGCGGCUGUGCAGAAGCAGCAGCAGCAAUCUGGCAACCACCCAAUCACUGUGCACUGCAGUGCCGGAGCAGGAAGAACAGGCACCUUCUGUGCGCUGAGCACUGUCCUGGAAAGGGUGAAGGCAGAAGGGAUUCUCGACGUCUUUCAGACGGUGAAGAGUUUAAGACUACAGAGGCCGCAUAUGGUGCAGACACUGGAACAGUACGAAUUCUGCUACAAGGUGGUGCAGGAAUAUAUCGACGCCUUCUCAGACUACGCCAACUUCAAGUGAAGAAAGGAAAAAACAACAACAACAAAAAAAAAACAAACC